AUGAAGCCGUUGAAAUCCAGCUGUUCGAAGGCAGGGCGUGGACGUGGAAUGUCUUGGCUUCUUUUGCUGUCCAUCAUCUCCUUCAUAUGGAUGGCCGCUCUUGUUGCUGCCGCCAAGGAUUACUACAAGGUACUAGGUGUCGAUAAGACAGCCUCCGAACGUGACAUCAAGCGUGCCUAUCGCAAGCGUGCGCAAAAAAUUCACCCAGACAAGCAUCCCGACAAGCACGCCGAGUUCCUGGAGCUCAGUGAUGCUUAUCAAACUCUCAGUGAUGCAGAGACACGGAAGAUCUACGACCGAUACGGCGUCGAAGGUGUCAAGAAGCACCAGACACGGAAAGACAACGCGAAUCAGCACCAGCAGGAUCCUUUCGACAUCUUCUCGCGUUUCUUCGGCGGCGGAGGCGGCGGCGGAGGAGGCGUGCGGAAAGGACCCAGCAAAGGUUUCGACGUAGAUGUAGACAUCGAAGACUUCUACCGCGGCAGGACGUUCACGAUCGAGUAUGAGCGGAAUGUGGUCUGCUCGCAUUGCGAUGGAAGCGGUGCUGAGUCGCCCGGCGACAUUCACACUUGUGAUGCAUGCGAUGGGCGUGGAGUCAGGAUUGUCAGGCAGCAGAUCAUGCCAGGAUUCAUUACGAACGCACAAAUGACGUGCGAUCGAUGCGGAGGUGCAGGCUCUGUGAUUGCACACAGAUGCUCCAAGUGCCACGGUCAGAAGAUCGUUCAAGAGGCGGCCUCGCUUGAAGUUGAUGUUGAGAGGGGUGCAGAAGAAGGAGUCGAGGUGGUGAUUGAAGGAGAAGCAGACGAAGCGCCAGACUACGAAGCUGGAGAUGUGAUCGUCAAGAUCAGCUCGAGACGAUCGAAAGGCCAAUUCCGACGAGCAGGUACAUCGCUCUACAAAAGCCUGCCGAUUUCGCUUUCGGAAGCACUGCUAGGCUUUGAACGUAAUCUCACCCACAUGGACGGCCGUACAAUCACAAUCAAGCGUGAUGGCGUUACUCAACCCGGCUUCGUCUCCGUAAUCGACCAUGAAGGUAUGCCAGUACACGGGACAUCGGUUUCUGAUCCAGCCGAAGAUGAUGUCCGCGCUGGACGCGACAUGCUCUUCGGCAAGCUGUAUCUCGAAUGGCAGCUUGUCUUGCCCGAGAAGGUUGAUCCGGCACUGCGAAAAGUCUUGGAAAACGCUUCGGGACGAGCAAAUCAUGCUGAUGCUGCAGCCUCUGGACAUGAGGAACUGUGA
Ustilago hordei is the source of this 1239-nucleotide messenger RNA. RefSeq lists its product as uncharacterized. Gene Ontology annotation, biological process: protein refolding. NCBI's taxonomy places the organism in Eukaryota, Fungi, Basidiomycota, Ustilaginomycetes, Ustilaginales, Ustilaginaceae. The transcript is spliced from 3 exons. Gene Ontology annotation, cellular component: cytoplasm. The record is from RefSeq and is a predicted model, not a curated record. The coding region runs from base 1 to 1239 and encodes 412 amino acids. Gene Ontology annotation, molecular function: Hsp70 protein binding.